GCAGCGCCGGUCGGGUCGGUGGGGCCCUGCAGAGCCGAGCCGAGCCGGGGGGACCAUGCCGUCCUACACGGUCACGGUGGCCACGGGCAGCCAGUGGUUCGCGGGCACGGACGACUACGUGUACCUGACCCUGCAGGGCACGUCGGGCUGCAGCGAGAGGCACCUCCUGGACAAGCCCUUCUACAACGACUUCGAGCGCGGCGCGGUUGACUCCUAUGAUGUGACUGUGGAAGAAGACCUUGGAGAAAUUCAACUAAUAAAAAUUGAGAAACGAAAGUACUGGUACCAGGAUGACUGGUACCUUAAGUAUGUCACUGUUAAAACACCAGUGGGUGACUAUUUGGAGUUCCCAUGUUACCGUUGGAUUACAGAUGAAAAGGAGGUUGUCCUUCGAGAUGGAAGAGCAAAGCUCCCCCGAGAUGACAAGACUCAGAUUCUGAAGCAGCACAGACGCAAAGAGCUUGAGUCCCGUCAGAAAAUGUACCGCUGGAAGGAGUGGCAUCCUGGCUUUCCCCUGAGCAUCGAUGCCCAUUCUCACAGUGAACUGCCUCGUGACAUCCAGUUUGACAAUGAAAAGGGAAUUGACUUCAUUCUGAACUACACUAAAGCGAUGGAGAAUCUUUAUAUCAACCGGUUCAUGCACAUGUUCCAGUCCUCCUGGAGUGAUUUUGCAGAUUUUGAGAGGAUCUUUGUCAGAAUCAGCAACACAAUCUCUGAAUAUGUGAUGCAGCACUGGAAGGAAGAUUUUAUGUUUGGCUACCAGUUCCUGAAUGGAUGUAAUCCUGUGCUGAUACAGAGAUGCACAGAGAUACCCAAGAAGCUGCCUGUGACUAUGGAUAUGGUAGAAUGCAGUCUGGAGAGGAACCUGACGCUGGAAGAGGAAGUGAAGCAAGGAAACAUUUUCAUUGUGGACUAUGAGCUCCUUGAUGGUGUGGAUGCCAAUAAAACAGACCCAUGCACAAUACAGUACUUGGCUGCACCCAUCUGUCUGCUGUAUAAGAAUCUGGAGAAUAAAAUUGUGCCUAUUGCAAUCCAGCUUGGUCAAAAGCCUGGGCCAGACAAUCCCAUAUUCCUUCCUUCAGAUGCCACAUACGAUUGGCUGCUGGCUAAAAUUUGGGUCCGCUCAUCUGAUUUCCACGUCCAUCAGACAGUGACCCACCUCUUACGGACACACUUAGUCUCAGAGGUGUUCAGCAUAGCUAUGUUCCGGCAGCUGCCUGCUGUACAUCCCCUCUUCAAGCUCUUGGUGCCACAUAUGCGGUUCACAAUAGCCAUCAAUACCAAAGCCCGAGAACAGCUUAUCUGUGAAUGUGGCCUUUUUGACAAGGCAAAUGCUACGGGUGGAGGAGGACAUGUACAAAUGGUACAGAAAGCAAUGAAAGAUCUGACUUACCGUUCCCUCUGCUUCCCAGAGGAGAUCAAAGCUAAAGGGAUGGACAGCAAAGAGGAUAUCCCCUACUACUACUACCGGGAUGAUGGCAUUAAAGUCUGGGAGGCUAUAAAGAGUUUUGCAGAGGAUGUGAUCCACAUCUACUAUGAGAGCGACGAGGUGGUGUGUGAGGAUGUGGAGCUCCAGGCUUUCGUCAAAGACAUUUACGUCUAUGGGAUGAGGGGUGUGAAAGCCUCAGGGUUUCCUAAGAUGAUCAGGACACGAGAGACACUAGCAGAAUAUCUCACAGUGAUAAUAUUCACUGCAUCGGCUCAACACGCAGCUGUGAACUUUGGUCAGUAUGACUGGUGUUCCUGGAUUCCCAAUGCCCCACCAACAAUGCGCUGCCCUCCUCCAACAGAAAAGGGGACUGUCACCAUCGAGCAAAUUGUGGAGAGUCUGCCAGACAGGGGACGUUCCUGUUGGCAUCUUGGAGCUGUUUGGGCCUUAAGCCAAUUCCAGGACAAAGAACUGUUUCUGGGCAUGUACCCAGAUGAACACUUCGUGGAGAAGCCAGUGAAAGAGGCUAUGGCAAAAUUCCGCAAGAAUUUGGAUGAGAUUGUCAACACCAUCACCGAACGCAACAAGAACAAAAAGCUUCCUUACUACUACCUUUCCCCAGAUCGCAUUCCCAACAGUGUUGCUGUUUGAAGAGAUAGCCAGGAGAGUUUGGAGGCAUGUAAAGCUAAUGAUGCUUUUCUGUUACAUAUGCUUCUUCAAUUAACUUUCAGAAAUGGAUAAGAAACCCACCCCCUCCAUCAGAGCUGACCUAAGUCUAUCUGAACUUUCAGAACACAUGUGGUUAUGACCAACCUUGCAGAUGAAGUCUAGUCAACAACCCUCUAGGUCAAAUUUGUUAGAAGUUUAUUUUUGCAGGAUUUUAAAAUUAAUCUUAGAAUCAAUAUACAUGUUUCUGUUAUCUUGCCCUCUCCUUGACAAAACAAUGCAAUCACAGAUUCACAUCUUUAAAAUCCUUCCUGUUUUAAAUAGGUGACACCGAUGACAUAGAAAAAUGUAAUCUUUAAUGUAUAUGCAUUGUUUUUAAUCUGAUUAAAACAAAUGUUAAAUAUUUUCACAACAAUUGUGAACAUCCUAAUAAGGAUAAAGGUAAAAGAAGGACAUUUUCUUAACAUAGCUGAUGGGAUUUUAUCACUUUCUUACCAAGUUCAUGUGAAACAGCAUCUCAUAAGAGACGAAAAUUUUGUACCUACAUAAACUUAAGUAUUUUCUGCAUAAAACUAGAAAGGUUUGUUUUAGCCUGUCCAGCAGAGUUUGAUGUCCCUCACACGUAUGGACAAAUGUUUUACUUAGCACAACAACAGCAAGUACAGACCUAGCAGUGCCUAUGCUCAGUUUCUGUUUCGUUGCUUGAGGCUGCUGGGUUUUGUGGACAGUUUGUUCUGUUUUGUGGGGAAUGAGGAGGCUACUUCAUAUAAUGGAAGAAUUUCUGGAGAAGGCUUAAUCGACAGCUUCUAAGAGGAAUCUUAGAUUUGGCCGGUUAAGCAAAACUAACAUGUUCCAUCUGAGUUUUAUCUGUUUUGUUUAGAGGUAAAUAGGUUCAAAUACUUGGGCUUUGGCUAAAGUUGAGAAAGUCACUGAGAUAAUGAAAGCAAAAUUGAGGUUUGAGAAAUUUAAGAGUUGUGCUUUUGGUGAUAACACUUUGGGUUUAUUUUUCUGAGAAUUUGUUCCUUGUACUAAGUGCACCAGCCUGCAACGUAUUUUCUCAAGAGAUAAGAAAGCUUCUUCUAAUAAAACAAAACUGAACAUCUAGCUUUUAUUUCCUAAUUCAGUAUCUAAUGCUGUAUGUCUCAAAAACCUUGUAGGAAUAAACACAAUGUGCUGUGUAGAGAAAUGCAGCUUCUGCUCUUUGAGAAAUAUAGUUAUUUCUAUCA
Pipra filicauda (Wire-tailed manakin) is the source of this 3321-nucleotide messenger RNA. It is a transcript of the gene ALOX5, whose product is annotated as arachidonate 5-lipoxygenase. Gene Ontology annotation, biological process: lipid oxidation; linoleic acid metabolic process. Gene Ontology annotation, cellular component: nuclear envelope. The transcript is spliced from 14 exons. Lineage: Eukaryota; Metazoa; Chordata; Aves; Passeriformes; Pipridae. Bases 56 to 2080 code for a protein of 674 amino acids. The record is from RefSeq and is a predicted model, not a curated record. Gene Ontology annotation, molecular function: iron ion binding; protein binding; arachidonate 5-lipoxygenase activity.